This is a messenger RNA of Paramecium octaurelia, 336 nucleotides long. Lineage: Eukaryota; Ciliophora; Oligohymenophorea; Peniculida; Parameciidae. The record is from the annotation of a GenBank genome assembly.
AUGCAUGAUUCAGUUGAAUUGAAGGCUUUUUAAAUUGUAAAUACAAGUAGCAUAAUUUUUCAAGUUAAAACCUAAAGCUACAUUUUAAUGAAAUUUCGUAAUAUUACAAAUUUACUAUUAUAAACGGCUUUUGUAUAUUUGGAACAAAGAGUUAGCACAAUUCAAGAAAAGAAAAGUAUUUGUCUAAACUAUAUUCACAGUUUACACUUGUCAGAUUCGGAUAGAACAAGGAGACGAGCGCAAUGCAAAAUAAUACUCAUCAAUAUAAGAUGUAUGUGAAAUAGAAUUUCAAGCUAGGCAAUAAUUGUAACAUAAUGUGCUUUGUUUUUAUCCUGA